GGCACCCCUGCGUGGGCAGGGCCCUGGCCCGUAACAGGAGCUGUGCUGCUUAGUACGGGCUGCACAAUGCUGUCCCACACCCCAGGGCCUCAGCUGGGCCAGGAGCCCGAGCCAGUGGAGGACUGUGUGCAGAACACGCUCUCAGCCCUGUACCCACCCUUUGUGGCCACAGCACCCACGCUGCUGGGGCAGGUGUUUGAGGUAGUGGAGCGGACGUACCGGGAGGAUGCCCUGCGCUACACCAUUGAGUUCCUCAUACCUGCCAAGCACAUCCUGGCACGCAUUCAGCAGGAGGCCUGUGCCCAGUACAGCGGGUUUGUGUUCUGUCAUGAGGGCUGGCCGCUCUGUCUGCACGAGAAGGUGGUGGUGCAGCUCAGCUCCCUGCCCUGGCAGCAGCUGUGUCCUGGUGACUUCUACCUGCAGGUGGCCCCCUACCUGUCCCGUGCCCCCCGUCUGGUGCUCAAGUGCCUGUCGCCGGACGGGCGCAGCGUUCAGGAGCUGCCGGUGCUGCCUGACGCCUACCCCUUCCUCUUCACUGCUGAGUGGCUGAACGGCAUCAACAAAGACCGGCGGGCCGGGCGGCUGGAGCGUUGCCUGCUGGCAGCUGAAGAGCGGAUUCUGCGCCUGCCCUGGACCGAACUCAUCUGCCCGCAGUUUGUGCACCAGGGCAGCUUCAUGGUGGGGCGGCGUUGCCUGCCGGGCCCCAGCCCUGAGGUGCUGGGGGCUCGCAGCCCUGGGGACGGGCGCCACUCAGGCGGGGAGAGCCAGGAGGCAGAGGGUGGGGGCCUGGAGGGGGAGUACGUGCAGCUCCUGGAAAUCAGCCCACCCCGGCACAACGCCCCCCCAACCCCAGUGUCCCCCAGUUCCCAGAGCCGUACCCUGCCUGCCCGCAAGGGCCAGGGCAAGGGCCGCAACCGGCGCCACCGUGCCUGGCUGCACCACAAGCCCAGCCGGGAGGAGACUCUACCCAGGAACCGGCCCCGCAGAACCUGGGAAGGGGGGUGGCCAGGGGCGGAUCCCGGCCAAGCAGGGCUCCUCCGGGGCUGGGACCUACAGAGGCCAUACGGGGAGACUGGAGGGCCGAGGGCCAGCCAGGGGGAUGGGCAGGAUCGGGGGGGCCCUGCACACAAAGUGGCAGCACAGAGUCGGGGCAAAGAGGGGCAUCUGCCUGGGGAGAGAUGGUGGGGAGGAGACACUGGGGAGAGGGUAGGGAAUCCCACCCUGGGGGAUGAGCAUCAGGGUGGGGACCCUCCGGAGGGGCAGCGGGGAGGGGAUCCCAGCCUCAAGAAGGAGCAGCAGGGCGGGGACUCUGAGGUGAAGAAGCGAGAUGGAGUCCCUGGGGAGAGGCAGCAAGGAGGGGAUUACAGCCUCGGGGAAGUACAGCGGAGCGGGUACCCUGAGGAGAAGCAGCGGGAUGGGGUCCUUGGGGAGAGGCAGCAAGGAGGGGAUUGCAGCCUCGGGGAGGUACAGCGGAGCGGGGACCCUGGCCCCCCAGCCAUCUCUCCCCAGCCCAGUACUGUGGCUGAGGUGCAGGGGCUCAGUGAGGGAGCGGGGCAGGCAGCAGGGCCAGCUGCAUGGCCUAGCCCCAGGCAACGGGAACAGAGCCAAGGCCUUCCAAGGCCGAGCAGCCCCCGGCACGAGGCUCCCAGCCCGGACCUGAGGCCAGCCAGAGCAGAGCCACCAGGAGCCAGGACUAGCCCCCAGCAAGGAGUCAUUAGGGACUCUGCUCCAGGGCUGCCACACCGGGCUGCCAAGGGCAACCGCAGGAGGAGAAAGUGGGGGGGGAGAGGCUGCCCCACCAGUGUGGAAUGGAAGGAGCCUGGGUCUCCUGGGGCAGGGGUGGGGGAUGCCCCAGCUGGCACCAAAGAGGGGGGUAUCCCUGCUGGCACUGGGCUCCCUGUUGUCCCCAUCCCAGGAGAGGGGGACAUCCCCUCGAGCACCAAAAAGGAGGGCAGCCCCUCUGGCACCAGACUGCCCAUUGCCCCCACCCCAGGAGAGGGGGCCAUCCCCUCCAGCAGCACAGAGCCGGACAGCCCCUCUGGCACCAGACUCCCCAUUGCCCCCACCCCAGGAGAGGGGGCCAUCCCCCCCAGCAGCACGGAGCCAGACAGCCCCUCUGGCACCGGACUCCCCAUUGCCCCCACCCCAGGAGAGGGGGCCAUCCCCUCCAGCAGCACAGAGCCGGACAGCCCCUCUGGCACCAGACUCCCCAUUGCCCCCACCCCAGGAGAGGGGGCCAUCCCCUCCAGCAGCACAGAGCCGGACAGCCCCUCUGGCACCAGACUCCCCAUUGCCCCCACCCCAGGAGAGGGGGCCAUCCCCUCCAGCAGCACGGAGCCAGACAGCCCCUCUGGCACCGGACUCUCCGUUGCCCCCAACCCAGGAGAGGGGGCCAUCCCCCCCCGCAGCACGGAGCCAGACAGCCCCUCUGGCACCGGACUCUCCGUUGCCCCCACCCCAGGAGAGGGGGCCAGCCCCCGCAGCCGCACGGAGAGAGGGGGCCAUCCCCCCCAGCCCAGAGGAAGAGACUUGUGCUGA
This is a messenger RNA of Mauremys reevesii (Reeves's turtle), 2538 nucleotides long. RefSeq names its product rho guanine nucleotide exchange factor 40-like. The record is from RefSeq and is a predicted model, not a curated record. Lineage: Eukaryota; Metazoa; Chordata; Testudines; Geoemydidae. Bases 67 to 2538 code for a protein of 823 amino acids. The transcript has 4 exons.